CCGUCUAGAAACCAGGACUUCCGGAAGUCAGGGCCACAGGCUUCUGGCAUGGGGUCUGCCGGCCUGGCGCGGCUGCAUGGACUCUUCGCAGCCUAUAAGCCCCCAGGGCUAAAGUGGAUGCACCUGCGGGAUACCGUGGAGCUGCAGCUUCUGAAGGGUCUCAAUGCUGGGAGGCGUCCUUCCCCUGAACAGCGUGUUCGCUUCUUGCUCAGUCCCACGGAAGGCAGCGAAGAGAAGGCGCUGACCCUCGUAGCCACCAGUGUGCCCACCCUCACCAACCAUCCUCUGGUACGUGGACCAGCAUUCACCAGCCUAAAGGUUGGUGUGGGACACCGGCUGGAUGCCCAGGCUUCUGGGGUGCUUGUGCUCGGCGUGGGACAUGGACGCAGCCUCCUCACCGACAUGUAUGAUGCUCAUCUCACCAAGGAUUACACAGUGCGUGGCCUCCUGGGCAAAGCCACGGAUGACUUCUGUGAGGACGGGCGGCUGGUGGAGAAGACCACAUAUGACCAUGUGACCAGAGAGAAGCUGGACCGGAUCCUGGCCGUGAUCCAAGGCUCGCAUCAGAAGGCCUUGGUGAUGUACUCCAACGUCGACCUGAAGACCCAGGAGGCCUAUGAGAUGGCCAUGAGAGGCUUGAUCCGCCCCAUGAACAAGUCCCCGAUGCUGAUAACUGGCAUCCGAUGCCUCCAUUUUGCGCCUCCAGAAUUCCUUUUAGAAGUGCAGUGCAUGCACGAGACGCAGAAGCAGCUGCGAAAGCUGGUGCACGAGAUUGGCCUGGAGCUAAAGACCACAGCUGUCUGCUCCCAAGUGCGGCGCACUCGCGACGGCUUCUUCACACUGGACGAUGCCCUCCUGAGGACUCAGUGGGACUUACACAGCAUUCAGGAUGCCAUCCGGGCUGCAGCCCCUCGAGUGGCAGCAGAGCUGGAGAAAAACUUGAGUCCAGGGCUGGACACCCAGCAGCUCCCCAGUGCAGGCCGGCCCUGGGACUCCCAGGGCCCAAGCUCUGCUCUGGGGCUAGAGGGCUGCACGGGGCAUUGACAGGCCAGGCAGCUGGCGAGAGAGCAUGUGGAUAAAGGUAAGAACCACUUCUGAGCUGGGACUGAUGGCUGCGCACAAAGUGAGAGUAGGAAGCUUUCCUACAUGUGACACAAAACUGAGAAGCUGUGACAGAAAAGAUCGAUGGACUUCACUCAGCCAAAAAGGGACAACCUGUAUGGAGGAAAAGACAAUAAAGGAAUGAUGGACCAGUAAAAGUACUUGUCCUAUCUUUAACUGAGAACUAAUAUCCUUAGGACAUGAAAAGCUCCUAGAAAGCAGUAAAUGAAAGAUGAAGAUGAUAUGCAGUAUGGGUGAUGGGGUGAGAAAAUGGGCAGUCUGUACUGUUGGUAGGAAUGUGAAACUGCACCCUGUAGGAGUCAUUGGUAGUAUGCAUCAAAAUUGAAAAUAUCCCUGCCCUAUGACCAGCAGUUGCUCUUUUGGUAAUCUCGCUUGCAGCAUGCUUACAGAUGGUUAUAGGUGUUACAGGGAGUUGUUUUUGUUUUUUGGGGUUUUUUUUAUGCCAAUGUUAUUUCCUUAGGCUUUGGACACCUUGGCCCCACAUGGUUUUUUUCGUUUGUGUGUUGCUUGGUUGUCUUUUUACAGUUAUCCAUUUGGGUAUUUCCCCCUUGGAACACUUGAGCUAGAAGGAGAUAGUUGGCCUCUUGUUAGAGCUCUAGUGUGCCCCUGAGGGGAAGGAGUGAAAUAUCUCUUGUUCACACUUGUCACCCCUGAAAAGGAGGCCCCAGCCACCAUGGCUCCUUCACCUGCUCACAGAAUCACCUACCUCCAGGACAGCGCACAGAUCUGAGCAGUGUUGAGCAGGUCUGGCUCUAGGUUUCUGGCUGUAAGUCCUCAAAAGCUCAGCUUUCUUAUCCAUAAAAUGGGAAUAAUGAUUUCACCCAUCUUGUAGGGUUGUUGUGGGACAGAGGAAAUCAUGUGUCAGGUGUCAAUCAUGGCAGCUGGCACGUCAGAUAUGCUCUGUCUGUGAGCUGCCUGCUCGUUGUGGCUGCUUGUCCUAAGCAACAACUUAAAAGCCAGUGCUGUCAUAGGUAGAGAAUUAGGUCCCCUCUCCAUCGCCUCUUGUUUCUCUGGCAUAAAAAUCAGCUGGGGGUGGAGGGUGGAGUGGCCAGUUAACUCAGCUGGUUAGAUUCCUGUACUGGCCAGGCUCCCCGCCCCACAAAAAAUCAUUUGGGAACCUGACACACACUAUCUCAAAGUCAGUAUCAGCAGUCAUAAAUCAUGUUGAUAGUUUAUACACUUCAUAUGAUGUGAUUAAAUUGGCCCUUUACAUCUGUUAUUUUUUUCCCAAUAACUCAUAACCCCAGUCUUAUCUUGAGAAAAACAUCUCAUACAAAAUACCUGAUCAGUACUCAAAAUUAUCAAGGUCAUCAAAAGCAAGGAAAGUCUGAAAAAUUGCCACAUCCAAGUGGAACCUAAAGAGAUAUAACGACUAUAUGUAAUGUGGUCUGGAUUGGAUCUUGGAACAGAAAAAGGACAUUAGGGUAAGACUAAGGAAAUCUAAAUAAACUAUUGAAUUUGGUUAACAAUGUAUAGAUAUUGGUUCAUUAGUGUAACAAAUGUAUCAUCCUAUGUAAGAUGUUAAUAUUGUAAUAUGAGAAACUAGAUGCUGAGUAUAUGGAAUUCUCUCUACUAUAUCCUCUCAAUUUUUCUGUAUAUAACUGUUCUAAAAAAGAAAAAUUUGAAAAAAAUAAAGAUCACCUGGAGAGA
Galeopterus variegatus (Sunda flying lemur) is the source of this 2772-nucleotide messenger RNA. It is a transcript of the gene TRUB2, whose product is annotated as TruB pseudouridine (psi) synthase family member 2. The record is from RefSeq and is a predicted model, not a curated record. Gene Ontology annotation, molecular function: RNA binding; pseudouridine synthase activity. Bases 49 to 1044 code for a protein of 331 amino acids. The transcript is spliced from 8 exons. Gene Ontology annotation, biological process: RNA processing; pseudouridine synthesis. NCBI's taxonomy places the organism in Eukaryota, Metazoa, Chordata, Mammalia, Dermoptera, Cynocephalidae.